This is a messenger RNA of Anastrepha ludens (Mexican fruit fly), 6839 nucleotides long. It is a transcript of the gene Ehbp1, whose product is annotated as EH domain-binding protein 1. The transcript has 14 exons. The record is from RefSeq and is a predicted model, not a curated record. The coding region runs from base 1025 to 5134 and encodes 1369 amino acids. Gene Ontology annotation, molecular function: protein binding. NCBI's taxonomy places the organism in Eukaryota, Metazoa, Arthropoda, Insecta, Diptera, Tephritidae.
AUCGAAAAUUGUGAAUUUCUUCAAACAACAUAUAUUUUUACAAUAUUUACAGUAAAAUUAAAUUUGCAUUGUACAACAGAGUGUUGUUGGUGUGCUAACUGAGCGCAGUGUUUUGUGAGCAAUUGGAAUUUGUGAAUUUGUCUGAUUAGAAUACAAAUGACAAGAUUCUGGACGAGAACUAGGGAGGUCCAACUGAUGCGACUAAUGCUAAUUGUUAAUUUAUAAUGAACUUAGCAUGCCAAUGAUGGUAUUUAACUUUGACAAAGUGAUGUCAUGGUUGGUUGUCUAGCUGGCGGAGCCACUAAUCCGCGCAUGCAGCACUCGAUUCGUCAUCAUUUUGGUGGUAGGAAUAUUGACUCUUAGAAGCGUUUGCUUUGUUGCUCUGUGUGUAUUUUCUAAAAAUGUCUGUCUGCAAAAAUCUAGUGUAACAAUGAAGCAAAAGACAAAAUGUCAUAAUGGAAUAGUAUUUGCGAAAUCUGAAUUAAAAUAAUCGCACGCAAGAAGAAAAAUCAAGUGCAAAGAAGAAUGAAAAAGUGACUUAAAGGUCGCUAAAACAAGAGCGACUGCAAAAACAAUUCUAUAAUAAAGGAGAAAAAAAAAACAACUUCGCCAGACAACAAAGCACUCGCUCACGAGAAAAACAAAAAUAAGAGGAGGUGACGAUUUUGAGGCUAAGAAUCUGAAAUUACCAACGCUUUAAUGAGUGAAAAGGUGAACAAAAGUCACAGUCGGUGUUCGGAAAAAAGGAAAAUAAAUAAGUAAAAACAUCGAGCAAACCAACCGACAUUACCCACAUUGUUACAAACGCAUAAGAAAAGUGAAUAAAUAAUAAUAAAGUGGUCACCGAAAAGCAGAAAGGCAGACACCGAGCCGGUCAAGUGGCAAAUUCUUCCCACACUCAACCAAACUCAACUCAGCGCCUUUGUUUCGGUGCUGAAAUCGCUUCUCGUUUGUUGCACCUGAAUAACCGAUAACUGGUGCCCUGCAGCACUUGCAGACAACCUCCGCGGCAGCUGCCAGCGUCAUGGGCAGCGUUUGGAAGCGUCUGCAGCGUGUCAAUAAACGUGCCGCAAAAUUUCAAUUUACCUCAUCGUAUCAUGAGCUGCGACUGGAGACCACCGCCAAAUGGCGCCCUUCAAAUCUAUCAGUUGUUUGGACGCGCCGCUCGCGCCGUGUGGUCUCGGCGCCACUGGCCUGGGAGCCGGAUAUGGUGAAUCCGCUUGUCGGUCACAUAGCCUGGCCUGUGCCAGAUAAUCACGCGAUUUCGGUGACACUCUUCAAAGAUCCGCGCACCCACGAAUUAGAGGAUAAGGACUGGACGUUUGUCAUUGAAGAUAUUACACCGCUGGGCAAGAAGCGAGUUCUAGCCUCGGCGAGCAUAAAUAUGCGAAAAUACGCUAGUAUAGAGUCGACGCAGCAAAGCUUCACGCUCAGCCUAAAGCCAACCUCGCGGAAGAUUACUGCUGCCGAAUUAGAAUUGACAAUCAGCUGUGUGUUCCUGCGCGAGGGCAAAGCAACCGAUGAAGAUAUGCAAAGCGUCGUUUCUUUGAUGUCUGUCAACAAUAACUGCGAUGUUGCUCCUCUGGACGACUUAGAGGAUAUACCCGAUUUGGAGAGUUCGGGUGAUAUUUCGGAUCAUUUAUUUGAUUUCACACAACAGUUGGAGCAGAUGACGACAAGCUUAAACGGUUGUAUGGACCUGCCAACGCCAUUGAGUGUUCCUUCCUUGUCCGAAGAUCCAACUCCAUUGGCCGAACAUAAUCGUUUGAAUUUUGAAUUCGAAUCAGAGAAACAAUUUGGCUUCGACGCGAGUGAAGAGCUGCUCAAAACGCCCAGCGCCAGCGCCGUACAAGCUGAAAUGCAGCAAGAGCAGCAGUCCGAGAAGGAAAGUGCUAACGCUGACAAAAAGUUGAAUUAUCAAGUUCCUGGGCCGACUCCUGCCAAAUUGGAAGAAGCCAGUGUCAGUGCCAGUGUCCCGACGUCAGUGAAGACCAAAAUUCUUACAUCCACUCCAAUCGCCGCUGCCACUACCAAGACGACUGAACGCAAGUCGAACCAAGUUAAUGAAACUGGGGCACGUCGAGCAAUCAACUUUCAAGACACCAAAAGCAGCAGAGCUAGCAAAAGCGGGGAGUCAGCACAGCAAAAUGGCGAAAUCGGCAAAGUGGUGGCCAACGCUGCUGUUGUUGCUAGCUGUGGUGAUGGAGAAAAAGCAGGAGAAACCAAACCUGACCAAAAACCAACAAAAAUCAGCAACAACAAAUCUAUAACACUCAGCUCUUUGCUGUCCAUGCCGCCUCUUGUUGCAGCAACAGCAACUGCUCCAAAUAAGGCUGCUGAGAGCGAGGAGUUGAAGAGCAAAUCGACGAACGCUAGCAGCGUAGCGCCACCUAAACCGGUGCGGAACGAUACGAAACGCGCCGAAUUACAGCCGCUUAAUUUGAAGAAGAGUUAUGAACAUGACAACAACAGCAAUACUAAUAAUAGCAAUAACACGUCCAAGAGCUUCAACAACACAAACAACAACAAUUUGAGUAGCAUUAACAGCAACAAUAGUCUACAGGUGAACGGUACUGCUAAGCCGGUGGAAAAGAUUGUGUUGAAAGAGAAUACACCAGGUCAGGACUUGCUGGAGUGGUGUAAAGAUGUGGCGAAAGACUACCCUAAUGUGAAGGUGACCAAUCUAACGACCAGCUGGCGCAACGGCAUGGCGUUUUGUGCGAUCAUUCAUCACUUUGAACCCGAUCUGAUUGACAUGUCAAAACUCUCCGCGCACGAUGUGGUGGGCAAUUGUCGCACAGCCUUCGAUGCCGCCGAAUCGCUGGGCAUACCGCGCGUCAUUGAGCCGCGUGACAUGAGUUUACUGGCAGUGCCCGACAAAUUGGCUGUCAUGACGUAUCUCCAUCAGUUGCGUGCGCAUUUCACAGGCAAGCAAUUGCAAAUUGAGCAAAUUGGGCCCACAUCCGACGAGUCGAGUUAUGUGAUUGGCAAUUACAAGUCGGACAACCUUUCGCAGAAUCUACUCAAUUUAAGCCAUUUGAAGGCGCAGUUGGUACACCAAAAUUCGCUAGAUGACGAAAUCUUCGGUAUUGAGGCGAAAAACAAUGCAACGCCCGCACAGCCUUCGCCUACAGUGAAAAAGGAUGUGAAGAAUUUAAUACUCUCUGGGUCGAAGAAUAUUUUGGGUAAAGUGCUUUCGCCUACGAAGGACAAGAACUCGAUAAAUGCAACACAUCAUGGUCACAUGGGUAACCAGUCGCCGCAUAUCGACGAUAAGGAGAACACAAAUAGCGGCGAUGGCAGUGGCGAAACUGGUGUUGGUGCUUCAACAGAUGAGUCGAAUAACAAAUCGAAUUUGGUGCAAUCGGAGAAGCAACAGGUGGCGCCCAGUUCCCCCACAGUGCUGGAUCCAAAUGCGGCGAAUCGCAUUUUGUCCCGUCACAAGGAAAUGAGCGAAAAAGCUAAGCUGAUGUUUGAAAAACUGAAAAUUUCCAAUGGCGUUGAGCGCAACGAGAACGACGAAGAACGCCAGCAGCGUUUGCGUGAGCAAGCGCGACGCAUUAUUCUUGAGACUCGUACAAAAUCAGUUAGUGGUGGUAGCGGUGGGACCAACUUGGAUAGUCCGACAACACCCACAAAACUGAAGCGCAUGAAUUUCUCACCGGAACGUACCAUUUCGCCCAUCCACAAUGGUAUUGAGGACUAUGGUGUACCGACUGUAGGCAGCAAUUCACCGACAAAGGUGCCAAUGUCGCCUUCGAAGAAGAUCAAACCGCCGCGUGAUGUAGAUGCGAUAUCGACAACAACAAAAAGUAAUAAUAAAAUGAUGAGUCCUAGUCAUAGAUUAAGCGAACGCUUCAGUAAUGGCACAAGUAAAAGUGGCGGCAAUAGUCCGCUGCAGUCAUUCAAUGCUGUCAUGGAGCGCAUAUCACCAAAGAAUGAUAAGAAGGGCGACAAACUCUCCUACAUCGAAUCGGAAUUGGAGGCGCUCGAACGUGAACAGGAGGCCAUCGAUCAGAAGGCGAGCAGUCUGGAGAAGAAACUGCGUGCCGUCAUGGGCGGCAAUCCAAGUAAUAAUCGUUCACAGCGUAACCCUUUUCUUAAAUUGAUACGCAAUAGUAUUGGUGGUGGUGAUAGUAUACGUAUUAAAUUGCUCGACAUGGAUAGCGAUGGUCAGUUUUCAUUGUCGCCUUCGGGCGAAGAUACCUCGCCGUGCACAUCAUCGGGCUCCGUGACGCCUUCAUCGUUGUCCAGCGACGAGGAGGCGGCUGACGAUGUGCAAACGGCGUUGAUGACGGAUGCUGCUAUUGACAAGGGUGUAGUUCGCCGCCGGCGUCGGCGACGACGCCAACAUCAUCGCCAACCGGCGCAUGCGGCAGAAAACGCCAGUCAACAGCAACAGCUCCCGCCGCCGCACAACCGUCCACGCUCGCAAUCGUGUAUUGUCGAUACGAAUGAGAAUCAUAGAAAUCAUGCGCAUCAACAACAGCACAAUAGGUUUAUAAGUAGCCGAAAUUUCACAAACGCUUUUGCUCCGUUCAAUUUUAUAUUCUCCUCCUCCAAUACAAACACAACAACCACAGCUUCCUCAAACCAUUCCUCCUGUGAUAAUCUGCCAAAGGUGCACGUGCAAAUGCCAUGUAAGGUUGAGGGCGAAGUUGACGAUGCGAUGCGGCGAAUUCGAUGCCGAACCGAGGAACCGCCCGGAAGCCGAAGAAGAUCGCGAAGUCGUUGCCAGUUCCAUUGUCGCGAUGGUGGCGGUGGGGAAACCGACGAAACGGAAGAACAAUUGUUGUCGCAAUGGUUUACGCUCGUCAACAAGAAGAACGCCCUACUGCGGCGACAAAUGCAGCUCAACAUACUUGAGCAAGAGAGCGAUUUGGAGCGCAAAUACACGCUUUUAAAUCAGGAGUUGCGCGCUGCACAGUCUGUUGAAGAUUGGCGCAAAACGGAAGCACAACGUGAAAAGGAGCGACUGCUGCUGGAAGAGCUGGUGUCCAUUGUGGACAAGCGUGAUCAGUUGGUGCAACAUUUACAUAGUCAGGAAAUUGCUAUCGAGGAUGAUCAUGAGAUUGCGCGUGAGUUGGAGCAGGUGGACAUCAGUGGUGACAAGGACAAAUGCGUUUUGCAAUAAAAUCCCCAAUGAGCUGAUGGGCAAACGGCUGAGAAUUCAAACUUCUUUCUUCAGUGAGAAGGAUUUUCCAGCGCAAAAACAUUUGUUUGCAUUCUCCAACGAAAAAUGGCAAAUCCAAAAAUAAUAACGAUUAUGAAAAUGAAUGAAAUUGAACUGUGUGCACAUAACAAAGCGUAGAUUACUAGAUGUAACAUUGAAUGAAAAUUGUUCGGUAGUUAGUGUUCACGUUGUAUUAAUUUUCUACAGCAGCGACAGCCAAGCAAAGAACUGCUUUACACACACCAAUUACUUAUGAAUUAAUUACUUACAUAUGUAGUAUAUGUAUGUAUGUGGUUGCUGAAAAAUAAAUAAACUAAUUUCAUUUUAUAAGUAAUUUAGCGUUAUAAAAGCUUUUGUGAAAAUGUUCGAAAAGACGAAUAAGAGAAAAUUUAAUAUUAACUACAAAUAUUUGAUUCCUAAGCUAUUUGGUUAACUACUAAAAAUCUAAAUCAGUGCUUAUUUGCAUGGACGACUAUGUCAACUCUCAUGCACAAUACCAAACGAACGCCAGCGCUUGCAGGAAAUUUUCAACGAUGACAAUUGCGAAAGCCGAAUUUGAUCACUAAUAAUGUGCGUGUAAUAACAUGAAAAACUAAAAUGAAUAUAGUUGCAUAAAUACUAAAUUGAGUUUGUAUUGAUAUUUAACUUUUAUUCUUAUUUUUAGACGACAAAAAUUAGACUUUCCGUUUUAUUUAUUCGACAUCAAAAUACUAAAACAAAAUCCAAACCUGUUGCGUGUAACUCAAACACAAAUUUGAAAAACAAACGUCCGUUAGUUUUGUAAGCAAAGUAAAAAGAUAAAAUAAAGUAACAAAGUAAAUGAAAAUUAACAAAAUAAAUCUUAUCUCUUAGAUCCCUUUUUUGUACAGUUCUGGCUUAACAAGCUCGUUUUUGUGCCAUUUUUUCGUUUAAUCAACACAUAAAACACUUAAUAAUUUAACGAUACUCAUUUUCAUGCUUCUGCAUCCUGCGAUUUUUACAACAACAAUUUUUUUCUAAUAGCUUGGAAUAAAAGAAACUGAAUUAGGUUUCAAAAGCUUAGUUGAAACUCUUGUUUAAGUGGCAAUCCGAAUUGCUCUAAUUGAGAGAUGAUUUUUUUUUCUUCUAACGUAUCAUUUUUAAUUAUUUUUAGUCGUACAUUUAAGUUGUAAUUAAAUUUUUAAAUAAUGGAAGUUAUAUUGAAAGUUAGUUUAUAAUUUGACUAGUGUGAUCCUAACUGUAAACUGUACCUACCUAUUUAUUAUCAAAUAAAAAAACUUGUAAUAAUAUAUAGAAAUAUGCAUCUAGCUUUAUAAUUUCUGUUUAAGUUAAUUAUUAUUUUGUAUUGCAUUAAAGUCUUUACCACAAGGAAAUGGUGGCUAAUCAGUUCUAAUUUGAUCUUUCUCCCUCCAAAUAUCUUCCUCUUUUUUUUUAUUUAAGUUGCGUUUUUUUAAUGCUUUCGUUUCCUAUGGAACUAGAAGGUAGAUAUCGUGGCGUUUUAAAUCUACUUAAAAACAUAAAUAUAUAAUUUUAAAUGUACUUUAAAAAAUGAAACUACGAGCAGAAAAUGUAUUACAAUUAAGUCAGAUACAUACAUACAUUAAUACACACAUGAAUGAUAUAAAUGUAAAAUAAUCAACAAAGAAAUAUAUGUAUAUGAAUAAAUAUGAAUGAAAUAAACACUGAA